UGUCUCAAAACUACUUCUCUUUAUAAACUCACUCAACAAAAUAUUCACAUACAAAACAACAAUAUUAUGCUUUUAUUCUCCUCUUCUCUCCAAUCUUAUCAUCUUCUUCGUUGAAAUUAAUAAAAAUAAAAUGGAUCCAUAUGACUUUCCGGUGACCAGAUCUCCAAGAAAAGAACUUCAAGGUCCAAGACCACCGGCUCUCAAAGUCCGUAAAGAUUCACACAAGAUCAGAAAACCACCGGUCGCACCGCAGUCACAACAACAACAAUAUCAAAACCAAAAUCAGCCGCAAACUCAGCUACGGCCACCGGUCAUAAUUUACACGGUUUCACCGAAAGUUAUCCAUACGAACCCUAAUGACUUCAUGAACUUAGUUCAGCGUCUCACGGGCUCAUCAUCUUCAUCAGCAGCAACUUCAAAUUCCACUGCUACUACUACAGCUAACAAUAACUAUAAUAACCCUUUUAACAAUGAUUACGGCGGUGCAGUUUCGCCGGCGGCCAGAUACGCAACAAUGGAGAAAGCAAAGUCGUCACCGAAGGAUAAAAUGAAGCUUGGCGAUGAAGAUAUGGGAUUUUUCGAAGGGAUUGAAAUGAGUCAAGUAAUGGAAAGAUCGUCGUUAAAUAAUAAUAGUAAUUUGUUUCCCGGAAUUCUAUCUCCAGCUCCGGCUUCACUUCCUCCGAUAUCUCCUAACUAUUUCUCGCCGGUAAUACCUUCUGAUCCAAAUAUGUUGAGCUUUCUUCAUGAUUUGAGCCCUGUUGUUCAUGGUAAUAGAAGCUUUUUAGAAGGCAGUUUCAUGCCAAGUCCUUCAACUAAUUUCUUUUCUCCUCGUUUGACGGCGACUGCUUUUCCAUCUCCGGCUUCUAUGGAGCUUUUCAAUAAUUUUGGUAACAUCUUUGAUUUUUGAUCUUUAAUUUAGAGGUAUGCAAUUAGACAAUUUGACGGUGGAGAAUAGGGUAUAUUUGAAAAUUUAAAUUUUUUGGGGGGCCGGUUGGCAAGUUGGAAACUUGUUAAUGGCAUCAUGUUUCUUGUUUUUAAUUUGGUGGGUCAUAUGAUGGAGCCGUAUUUGCUGUAUAUUAUAUAUAUCAAAUGGCCUAUUUUUAUUUUUUUUGCGGAUACCAUUCUUUUGUCAUGUAACCUUAUGGCAUGUAAUUCAAAGAUUGAAAAAAAAAAUUACAUUUUGGUUCAUUUAAA
Messenger RNA from Mercurialis annua (annual mercury), 1194 nucleotides. Its product is annotated as nuclear speckle RNA-binding protein B. The record is from RefSeq and is a predicted model, not a curated record. Gene Ontology annotation, cellular component: nucleus. NCBI's taxonomy places the organism in Eukaryota, Viridiplantae, Streptophyta, Magnoliopsida, Malpighiales, Euphorbiaceae. The transcript has a single exon. Bases 131 to 907 code for a protein of 258 amino acids.